Messenger RNA from Alternaria atra, 261 nucleotides. RefSeq lists its product as uncharacterized. The record is from RefSeq and is a predicted model, not a curated record. The transcript is spliced from 2 exons. Lineage: Eukaryota; Fungi; Ascomycota; Dothideomycetes; Pleosporales; Pleosporaceae. The coding region runs from base 1 to 261 and encodes 86 amino acids.
AUGUUCUCGUCACUACUUACGGUUGUGCUCGCGGCGCUUCUUGUGCAACCCGCAUUCUCGACCAGCCCUAGCUCGCCAUCUCCCACCCCCACACCAUCUGCAGACUGCGUAGUUAACGUUUUCAAAUCGCCUCCGCGCCAGACCAACUGUACCUUCUACGAAACCACGACUACUUCGACGGCAUAUACAGACUGUGGCGGGUGCACGCUUAAAACGAAGGUCUUGGGCGUAGGGCUUGUGAGUGUUUCUCUCAGAAUAUAG